AUGGCUGCGACAGGCGACGGCGUUGGUGAUCGCUCGGCUUCAUGUUCAGAGAGCGAGGGAGAAGGUGAGCGGGAGAAUGAUGACGAGGUACUGAGAAAGAAGUUUGAAGAGAUCAUCGGAAAGUUGAAAAACGGCAGGAGCGAUGAUGCGAAAGAUCUGGCUGAAGAGAUAUAUCAGGGCUAUAGUGACUGUUUGAGCAAGGUCAUGAAAGGAGAAGACCGAAAAACUAUCCUUCACAUGAUAGCCGUUUCGGCACGCAGGAAGGAUAUUGAGAAGUGGUUGCCUAUCACGAGGAAAAUCAUCGAAAACUUCCCCGAAUUGAUGCAAGAGACGGACAAAAUGGGAAGAAAUCCGCUGCAAAAGGCUGUGCAGGGAGGAAGAUCUAGGCUUGUCACUACCAUGUGCGAAGCAACCCCAAAGACGGCUUUCGACAAGAUCGUGCGCAUGAAAGACUCCGAUUCAAACAACAGCCUUCACGAUGCUCUAAAUAAGGAGGAUCCCUCGAGGAUCGCACCAGAACUCAUUCAAAAAAUCAACAAUCCAGACGAGGUGCUUUGCGAACUAAACGGAAAAGGCCUCUCUCCUCUACACAUCGCGGUCGAGUACCAGCAAUGCACGCCUUCUCAGCUUGGAAUUGUCAAGGCCCUCAUUGAGCGCAGCAACAAAGUGCUCGAGGUCAAUGUUCCUCCAACAGAACCGGGCCAACGUUCCGUCUAUCUCCAUCACGAGAAAACACGUCGAGAAGCCGAGAGGACUUCCCAUGUCAAUCUGAACGUGGAGAGCCGACAAAAGCCAGGAGGCAGCGUGAACGACAGAGAGGUGCUCAAUCCACCCAAAGAACCACCGCACAAUAACCCUAUCAUGCGGAGUAGUGCAGCUCCACAUAAAACAACCUCUACAGAGACAAACCUGUCUUACUUGGCGGGCAAAAUGCCUCAGGGCUUCGAGAACCAAGACUUUUACAAGUUUCGACGCUCUUCCAUCACAAAGAACAUCGCAUUCACAGACAAGGGCAUAAACGAAGUAGGCCAACUGGCGGAUGCACCUGGUCAAACCAAAGCUUGGAUAAGCAAACAUGAAGACAAAAAGGAGAAGGUCACGGAACCGUCCGCGAAUGCUAUCAGAGAUCUGCUGAAGCUCCGGUUCAUGUGCGGCCAGAAGAACUCUGAAAAAAUUGACUCAUUCUUGUACGGACCAAAUCCAGAGAAGGAAAUACAGUUCAUUCACCCUGAAGGGCCCAAUGCCAAGACCAGUCACCAAAUACUCGAAGGGAUGAAGCCCUACCUCCACUUCGAAGACACCCUCCAAUACGUCAAAAUCCCCUUCCUGCGGGCCGAAAAGUCAGUGAGAACUUCCUCAUUGAAACUUUCGCCCCGUACGAGUAGCAAGGGUCGGGACGACUACCUGGCUGUAUUCAAAUGGCUCAAGGACAAAGGAGUGAAGCGCAUCGUCGAUUUAGAAGUUGACGAUUACAAAGAGUUCUUUCCCGGCGAUGAGAAGGCAGUUCCUUCUCACAGCGAUGAAGCGAUCGAGAAAGCUCUUGUUGGAAUUGAAGUGCUCAGAUCGUGGACCUGGAGGAAGCCUGAUUUGAGUUCGGAGCUUAUAUUCAGAAGAGCGCCAGAAAUAAGCCAAUUGACUCUGCAUUGGUCGGGCAAUGAUGCUAUCCUGCGCAGCUGGAGUGAAGUGGAGGGCCUGAGGAAGCUCCAAAACCUCAAGAAAGUGGUAAUACUUGCACAGCAGGGACUCGAGACACGUGAUAGAACAGAAGAAAACCUCGAGCAGUUCAAAGACAGACUAAAUGCUGGCAGGCAUGACUCCAAGAUCGAGGUGGAACCGAAAUUCGAAACCCACCGACCCACUUCCAGGAGCGAAAAACAAGUGUCACUGGAAAACCGCCCAAAGCAACAACACGAGUGGUUGAAUGUCAUGGACAGAUUCGCAGACUUCAUCCAAAACGUCGACGUCAAAGACAUACCACGGUUGGUCGACGAGCCCAUACGAGUGGCUCUCAUUGAUGAUGGUAUCGACCCGACGGAGAAGACGCUUCUCGGCAAGGUGGGCGGCGGCCGGAGCUUCUGCAAAAGCGAUGACAUGAGGACUCCCUUCUACGUUACAAGCGGCUGGCACGGGACGAUCAUGGCCAGCAUGAUCUGCAGAGUGUGUCCCAAAGCGCAGUUGUGGGUCUACAAACUCGAGGAAGGCGCCAGCGAAGACAGCAAGAGAACCAUCACAGCAGAGAGCGCCGCACAAGCCGUCGAGGCCGCCGUGAACAAGAAGGUCGACAUAAUAUCCAUGUCAUGGACCAUCGAGAAGACGGGCGAUAACCAGGCCAGCCUCGGCAAAUUGAAAGCCGCGAUCAACAAGGCAGUCAACCAAAACAUACUCCUCUUCUGCGCGGCCAACGAUCAGAUAUCGGACGACGAAAGCUAUCCUGGCUACAUCACACGGGAACAAUUCAAGAUCGGAGCGGCUACCGAGUUCAAGAAAGCGUGGGAGGGCACCGGCGAAAUUCCCGUCAACUACAUUCUGCCAGGCAAGGAUGUCAUCAUGGAGCGUCCAGAGCUGGACGUUCCGCUCGACAAAUGUACCAAAGCCACGGGCUCAAGCGUCUCGACGGCUUUGGCGGCCGGGUUGGCGGCUCUCAUUCUCUACUGUGUGAAGAUGGCUGCCUGCCACUACGCCGCGUCGAACAACCAAGAAGGAAAUCCCAUCACCUUCAACGACUUUCAGAAAUUGAAGAAUUUCAACAGGAUGAACGAAGCUAUCAGUAGGAUCGGGCUAGAGAACAGAUACAUCAAGGUUGACAAAUUUUUUAAAUUCAAAGACAAUCCUGGGGUGAAGUCUAAGGAGGAAAAGCGCGAAAUGGUCAACAAGAUCGCGGGGCGCCUGAUCAUGUCUCAAGAACCCACAUUCUAA
Lasiodiplodia theobromae is the source of this 2916-nucleotide messenger RNA. RefSeq lists its product as uncharacterized. The record is from RefSeq and is a predicted model, not a curated record. Bases 1 to 2916 code for a protein of 971 amino acids. Gene Ontology annotation, biological process: proteolysis. Lineage: Eukaryota; Fungi; Ascomycota; Dothideomycetes; Botryosphaeriales; Botryosphaeriaceae. Gene Ontology annotation, molecular function: serine-type endopeptidase activity. The transcript has 3 exons.